This is a messenger RNA of Phascolarctos cinereus (koala), 2190 nucleotides long. The record is from RefSeq and is a predicted model, not a curated record. Lineage: Eukaryota; Metazoa; Chordata; Mammalia; Diprotodontia; Phascolarctidae.
UGGGAGGCGGCAUGGACCAAUAGCAGACGGGGCCGGCUGGUGUAUCCGGGCAGAUUGGGGCGGAACCAACCAAUCAAAAAAAAAAGGGCCAAGCAACGAGUGGAACCGGGACUGUGAAGCCGACCCAGAGUCGUGGUGGCUCCGAGGAUGGCAGAAGAUGAACCUGAUGCCAAGAGCCCAAAGACAGGUGGAGCAGCCCCAGGCAGUGGGGAUGCUGGUGAACCUACCACUCUCCUACAGAAGCUCCGAGGGUCUAUCUCCAAGGCGGUACAGAACAAAGUAGAGGGGAUCCUGCAAGAUGUGCAGAGGUUCUCAGACAACGACAAGCUGUAUCUUUACCUUCAGCUCCCCUCGGGCCCCAGUGGUGGAGAUAAAAGCAACCUGGAGCCAAGUGCACUCAGUCAUGAUGAGUAUAUGUAUGCCUACAGAUGGAUUCGAAACCACCUAGAAGAGCACACAGCCACCUGUUUGCCCAAGCAGGAUGUUUAUGAUGCUUAUAGGAGGUACUGUGAGAGCUUAGCCUGCUGCCGCCCGCUCAGCACUGCCAACUUUGGCAAAAUCAUCCGGGAAAUCUUCCCUGACAUCAAGGCCCGGAGGCUGGGAGGCCGGGGCCAAUCCAAAUAUUGCUACAGUGGUAUCCGAAGAAAGACCCUGGUAUCUAUGCCACCCUUGCCUGGACUUGACCUCAAGGGGUCAGAGAGUCCAGAGUUGGGCCCAGAGGUGGGUCCAGGUCCUCGGGAUGAACUAGUGGAAGCGGCCUGUGCCCUGACCUGUGACUGGGCAGAGCGUAUAUUAAAACGCUCCUUCAGCUCCAUCGUCGAAGUGGCCCGAUUCCUGCUGCAGCAACAUCUCAUCUCUGCUCGAUCUGCUCAUGCACAUCUGCUCAUGGCCAUGGUGCUUGCUGAUGAACCUGAACGACUCCCACGGGAUCCCUCAUCUGCUACCAAGAAUGGUCUGGAGAACCCAGAAGGAAGAGCCUCCAAAGGUCAGCCCCAGCCCCCCAAGGAACUGGAGCCCCGAACUGGGUCUGCUCUCCCAGUUCGAGGGGAGCGAAAGAAAACUGCAGAAACCUCAGCCCCGGCAGCCAGCAGCCCCCAAGUGAAUGCUCUGGUUGCCCGACUGCCUGUGCUCCUCCCCCGGGUACCCCACCCACAACUUGCUCAGCCUGUCCGAGUCUCCCCACCAGUCCUGGCCCCCAAACUUCCCUCAGGUACCCUAAAAGUCACUACACUGCCUUUGCCCAGUGGGGCUGCGGUAUCCCGGGGAACUCUGCCCAUCAUCAACAUGAUCUUGCCCACUGUAUCUGCUGUGCCUGUACCUGGGAGAGCUCCACCAGAAGGUCCUACCCAGUCUCAGGGCCUUGAGAAAAACAGGGAGAUAGGCCCAGGGGUGGACUUGGGACCACAGGGCAAGGGAGUGAAGAGGACAGCUGAAGUGCCUAUGAGUGACACCAGAGGACAAGAGCUAGAAGCCAAAGUAUUAAGCCAGGAUACAGAAGAAAUAGGGAUCGAUGCCAAGCGUAAAAGAGGACGUCCUCGAAAGAAAUCAAACAGUGAGGGGGAAAGGAGCUCCUCUCCUGAGAAGCCACUGCCUGCUACAGACUCUGCCCAUUCCCCCAGGGUACCACAGGAGUCUCGGGGCUUUGGAGGGGAGCGUGACCUGGCUAAAGGGUCAGUGGGAAAGGUGGAGGAGAAAAAAGUGCCUUCUCUUGGCCAGGAAGAUGGCACUGAUUUCAAGGGAGGAAGGGGACCUAGUGCCCAACAUGCCAAAGAAAUAGGGGACAAAAGUCUUGUCGCUCCUAAAGUGAGUGUCAUUAAGGGCAACAAAAGCUGGGAGGGAGCCCCACAGUCCAUGAGAAAAGAGGUAGCCGAACCUGCAGGGCAAGGUAAUAAAGACCCAAAAGGGAGUGUGUCCCAAGGCUCCCUGUUCUUUGGACAUAAAGAUCCCAAAGCAACACCCCCUUAAUAGGUACAUGGGGAGAAAUCUGAAUGUCCCCACAUGCACCUAAUCUGUCCAUCUAAGAAGGAUCCCUUCUCUCUGAUCCUGCUUGUUAUUUGGCCAUGGGAGACUUGUCCUAGUCCUUCCUCUUCUGGACUUCUGUGUUCCCCAAUCUGACCACAUCUUGUCCCUCCCUUUGCCUAGUACCCUUGGCUUCAAUGCUACCUGCCAAUAAACCUGCCAUGCCCCCUA